Rhizopus microsporus ATCC 52813 is the source of this 1995-nucleotide messenger RNA. Its product is annotated as TPR-like protein. The transcript has 6 exons. The coding region runs from base 1 to 1995 and encodes 664 amino acids. Gene Ontology annotation, biological process: cell division. Gene Ontology annotation, molecular function: protein binding. NCBI's taxonomy places the organism in Eukaryota, Fungi, Mucoromycota, Mucoromycetes, Mucorales, Rhizopodaceae. The record is from RefSeq and is a predicted model, not a curated record.
AUGGAUGAAACAGUGCAUAGUUCAGUCGAAUCUUGGGUACUUUUAACCCUCAUCAAUCGCGAUUUGGAUGACGGUGACUACUAUAAUGCGCUCUUAUUGUCUGAAAGAUUAUUUGCCAUUGACACCCAACACAGCUACUAUCGUUUUCUUUAUGCCACCUGUCUCUUUCGAACACUAGAUUACUCUGGCACCUACAUGAUCUUGCGGACUGAUCGUUCUGUGACCUCAUUAAAUCUAUUUGCCAAAAGUUGCCUUGAACUGGCCAAGAUCGAGCAGGACAAGAGCAAGAAACGAGUGUUUUUGGAAGAAGGUGUAGAGGCUCUUUCAUUGGCUUUGAAAGAUCCCUCGUUGGAACAAGAUCUGAACUGGGGAAAUGAGCUAACCAGUUUAACGAUGCGUCAGCAUAAACCCAAUAGAUCAUCACUAUACAAUCUCUUGGGCGAUUUGUACGUUGGACUAGACAACAUACGAGCUGCUGCCAGAUCAUAUUGGGAGUGUCUUCGCAUAAACCCUUACAAGAUAUCAGCAUAUACCAAACUGUGCGAUAUUGCUCCAGAUGUGGUUAAUUUCAGUAAGGCAAAGUUGCCCAAGGAUAUCUUUAAGGACUUUUCAGAGACGCUUGAUCUGUCUGUACAUCAACAAGUAGACUCCUCGCUCCUUCCUUCGGCUGAUGCACCCGGUCUUGUCUUUCAUGAAUAUCCUCCGUACGAAAAGAACACAUACUCUAUGCCAGGGCUCAGUGAUUCCGAGUUUGAAACGAUCAGUAUUGAGCAACUAAGGACGCUUAUCAAGUUUAAGCCUAAAAUUGCUGAUUUGGAUGAGCAAGUUGAAAGAAAUUCUAUAGAGAUCAACAGAGACAGACUGAUCGAUACUGUCGAAAAGGAUAUUCAACAAAUGAAAAUGCUUGAAGAUUAUAAAAACAAACAUGGAUUACAUAAAAAGCCACCAGUUGAGACGCCAAUACAUCUUAAUAUGGAUAUGCCUCAGCUUGAUGAAAACAUGGAUCUGACGCAUGAACCACAUGAGCCCAUUCAACCACACCCACCACGGCUUAGCAGAAGAAAGCACUCAUCCGAAUCAGAGAGUUCAAACAAAAGACGACGUUUAUCCUCAGAACAGUUUAUACCCAAGAAUCAAUCCAUAAGCCAUUUAUUUCUAUCAAAGAACCACAAAAAUAUACCAGGAGAAGCCAUGCAAGAUAUCGUCAUGGGCAUGAACAAGGUCGUUCAACUACUACGGAUCAUCGCCAAUGGUUACCUCCACCAGUCAUUCUAUCGCUGUGAAGAAGCUGUUCUAGAACUACAAAAGUUGGAUGACCGGCAGUACAACUCGGCUCGUAUUUUGAGCAUCAUUGGAAAAGCAUAUUAUGAUGCCAUUGAUUAUCAAACGGCCCGCGUCUUUUUUAGACAGUCAUUUUGUAUUGCGCCUUGGUACUGUGAAUACACACCUUAUUACUCCACUUGUCUCUGGUACUUACAAAAGGAUAAAGAACUCAACAUUCUAGCAUACAAAAUGAAGAGUAACCCAUGUCACCUCUAUGAAGCCUAUAUCGUGAUGGGUAACUGGACAAAAUGCGUCAAAGAAGGAAGCGAGGCCGCACAUUGGUUCAAGAAGGCGGUCCAGGUCAACCCUAGUCAUUUUUAUGCUCAUGCUCUGCUCGGUUACGAAGAUUGGGAAAAAGAGAAUCAUUUGGGCGCUAAGCAGCAUUUUGCAAAGAGUAUGGUGGCUAAUAAACGAUCUUAUCUCGGAUGGUUUGGUCUAGCUAAUGCGUAUCGCGCCAUGGAGGAAUACGUACAAGCAGAGAAUUUGUUAAAGGAAGCAAUCAGAUUACACCCCAGACACCCUGUUGUCCUUGCCACCAUGGCGGAAGUUUUAUAUAAUAUGGAAGAAUAUAGUGAAGCUAAAGAAUAUAUUGAACAAUCGUUAAACAUAAGACAGUUUUCAGAUUAUGAAAAAUUGAGAAUAAAAAUACUUGAAAAGUUGGGAGAAUGCUAG